AUGGCUGAGCUUGGUGAUGACUCUCUGAGGAUUGUUCUGGUUGGGAAAACAGGAAGUGGAAAGAGCGCCACGGCAAACACCAUCCUGGGGCAAAAGAUGUUUGCUUCUAGAAUCUCACCCCAUGCUGUCACCCAGACCUGUCAGAAAGCAUUCUGCAGGUGGAAUGAGAGAGACAUCCUGGUUGUUGACACCCCAGGGCUCUUCGACACCAAGGUAAAACUGGAAACCACCUGCAUUGAAAUCAGCCGGUGUGUCCUUCAGUCCUGCCCUGGGCCCCACGCCAUCAUUCUGGUUCUGCAACUGAACCGCUUCACAGUGGAAGAGCAAGAAACUGUUGUCAGGAUUAAGGCUAUCUUUGGUGAGGAAGUCAUGAAGUACAUGAUUGUCUUGUUCACCCGCAAAGACGAUCUGGAGGACCAGAGCUUAAACGACUUCAUUGCCGACUCAGACACAAACCUAAAAAGCAUCAUCAAGGAGUGUGAUGACCGCUGCCUGGCCAUCAAUAACAAAGCAGAGAGGGCCGAGAGGGAAAUGCAGGUGCAGGAGCUGAUGGGGCUUGUAGAAACCCUGGUACAGAACAAUGGCGGUCUCUACUUCUCCGAUCCCAUAUACCAGAACGCAGAGCAAAGACUGAAGGACCAAGUGGAGAUCUUGAGGAAAAUUUACACUGAUCAACCAGAGAAGGAGAUUAGAAUAGUGGAGAAGGACUAUGCUCUUGGAAAACUUAGUCGUCAGGAAAGAGAGGAAAAAAUAAAAGCCAUUAGGGAAAAUUAUGACCUGAAGAUAAGAAACCUACGUGAAGAGGCAGAGAUUAGCAUAUUCAGCCAGAUUGUUGAAGAAGUUAAGAAAAUUCUUUUGAGAAUAUGGAAUCUUUUUCAUAAGUAA
This is a messenger RNA of Arvicanthis niloticus (Nile rat), 885 nucleotides long. RefSeq names its product GTPase IMAP family member 7-like. The record is from RefSeq and is a predicted model, not a curated record. NCBI's taxonomy places the organism in Eukaryota, Metazoa, Chordata, Mammalia, Rodentia, Muridae. Gene Ontology annotation, molecular function: GTP binding.